This is a messenger RNA of Acanthopagrus latus (yellowfin seabream), 1262 nucleotides long. It is a transcript of the gene ttc1, whose product is annotated as tetratricopeptide repeat domain 1. NCBI's taxonomy places the organism in Eukaryota, Metazoa, Chordata, Actinopteri, Spariformes, Sparidae. The record is from RefSeq and is a predicted model, not a curated record. Gene Ontology annotation, molecular function: protein binding. Bases 128 to 1138 code for a protein of 336 amino acids. The transcript is spliced from 8 exons.
CGGGAAUUAAGUGUCACAGACUUAAAAGUACCAGAAGAAGAAAACGAAGAAGGAACGGGUCAGGUACUCGGAAGUGAUAUGAGAGAGCGGAUCCUCGCAGGCUAACCGGUGUUAGCAGAACUUUAAUAUGAGCAGCCGAGGAGUUGGAAAACCCAGGGAGCAGGAGAAGGAGGAGGAGGAGAACUUCUACGACUGUGAGGAGACUCUGGAACCUUCAGACCGAAGAGGAGCGAGGGAGGGGAAGGAAGAGACCCAACAAGGUGAAGGAGGGUCAGAGGACAUUCACACAGAAACGGACAGACUGACUGACAGAACAGAUGUCUCAGAUAGUGAGGAGGGAGGGGAGGAAGAGGAGCAGAGUGAAAGGCUGCAGGAGGAGGCAUCUGGCGACAGGCUGAAGAGUGACAAGUUGCAGGAGGAUGCACAGGGAGACAGGCUGCAGGGCGACAGGCAGCAGGAGGAGGCGGAGGGCUUGUUGGAGGACGAUUCAGACUCGGAGCUGAAGGAGGAGAAAAGCCAGGAGGUCGAGUUUGACGACGUCUACCUGAGGGAAGUGGAGAAGGACCUGACAGAGGAGGAAAAGGAGAGUCGACGGCAGCAAAGUUUAACUCUGAAGGAAAAAGGCAACAGCCAGUUCAAAGCUGGAAACUGGUCAGAGGCAGAGCUGAGCUACAAGGAGGCGUUGGUUUUAUGUCCAGUUUGUUUCAGCAAAGAGAGAGCUGUCCUGUUCUCCAACAGAGCUGCUGCAAGACUGCACCUGGAUCUGAAGGAUCAGGCAAUAUCAGACUGCACCAGAGCAAUAGAGCUAAAUCCUGACUAUGUACGGGCGUUGCUGAGGAGGGCAGAGCUUUAUGAGCAGACAGAUAAGCUCGACGAGGCGCUGGAAGACUACAAGAAGGUUCUUGAACUAGACCCCAACCAGGCCAGUGCAAGACAGGCCUGCAUGAGGUUACCUCCACAGAUUCAUGAAAGAAAUGAAAAGUUGAAGGAGGAGAUGAUGAGUAAAUUGAAGGACCUGGGGAACUUGGUCCUGAGACCUUUCGGACUUUCAACCAACAACUUCCAGGUAAACCAGGACACCAACACCGGCUCCUACUCCAUCAAUUUUGUCCAGAACCCAAACAACAACAACAGAUGACAUCACAGCCAGCACAGUGAUGACAUCGCAACCAGUACAUUUAGGAAGUCACAGCCUGUACAGUAACAUGUUGAUAAAUCUGUGUGUGUUCAGAGAAAAAUAAAAGCUGAUUGUCUCACGCUUC